UGUCAAAAUAAAUAAUCCGAAGGACCGUCAUUAUUCGCAAAUCAUCUAUCCACUUUGUUUCGUGUGCUGUUACUGUUUUUAGUGAAAUCUAGGAUAAAUUUUAAUACUCAGCAUUUAAAUUAACUUAUUCUUCUGGGUAACAAUGCCUUGCUACACAGUAAAAGUUAAAUGGGGAAAAGAAAGCUUUCCAAAUGUUGAGGUUAACACUGACGAAGAACCUAUGCUUUUCAAAGCCCAACUCUACGCGUUAACGGGAGUACAGCCCGAGAGACAAAAGAUUCUCUGCAAAGGAAUCAGUCUGAAGGAUGAUGAGUGGAAUAUGUCAAUCAAAAAUGGCGCCACACUCUUGCUGUUAGGAACAAGAGAGGAGGUUCCCCAAGAACCAGUUGAGAAACCUAAAUUCAUUGAAGACAUGAACGAAAGUGAACUAGCCUCGGCUUUGGAGCUACCUGCGGGGUUGACGAAUCUUGGAAACACAUGCUACAUGAAUGCUACGCUGCAAUGUCUUAAGUCUGUCCGUGAAUUGCGAAACGCUUUGAAAGAUUUCAAGGAAACGUCGGGUGGUUCAUCAGGACUGGCCGAUCUCGCUUCACCUGGUGCCAUUACACUAUCUAUGCGAAAUCUUUUCGAUGAUAUGGAACGAAGCGAUACCGUUACACCGGUGCUUUUCCUACAGCGAAUGCACAUCGCAUUCCCAAACUUUGCUCAAACGGGCGAGAAUGGAACCUAUCGUCAACAGGACGCCAACGAAUGUUGGUCUGAGUUGUUGAAAAUGCUUCAGCAAAAGUUGCCACCGUCGAAAGGUGACUGUGAUCAAGUUGUCAAGCAUAAUUCAUUCAUCGAUCAAUGGUUCGGUGGUACUUUUGAUGUUGAAAUGAAAUGCACCGAAGCGGAUGAUGAACCUGCUAGUAAAUCGAAAGAAAACUUUCUCCAGUUAAGUUGUUUCAUUUCCACCGAGGUUAAGUAUAUGCAUUCAGGAAUAAGAUUGAGAUUGAAGGAACAACUUACAAAAAGAUCCCCAACGCUGGAACGUGAUGCCGUGUAUACUAAAACGUCACUAAUAAGCCGCCUUCCAGCUUAUCUGACCGUGCAGUUCGUGCGGUUCCAGUAUAAAGGCAAGGAAGGAAUCAAUGCGAAGGUCCUGAAGGAUAUUAAAUUCCCGAUGGAGUUCGAUGCUUUUGAAUUGUGCACACCGGAACUACAGGCCAAACUGUCGCCGGUGCGAGCUAAAUUCAAGGACAUUGAGGAUGCAGAACUGGAGCGCAAUCUGAAAGGAAAGAACAAAAGUAAGGCGGACCUUGAGAAGGAAAAACCGAAAACAAUCGCUCAGCCGUACUGUUUUGAAGAUGAUUUGGGAAGCAACAACAGUGGAUAUUACACACUACAAGCAGUGCUAACUCACCAGGGUCGGUCUAGUUCUUCCGGUCAUUAUGUGGGUUGGGUGCGCCAGAAGGGAGACCAGUGGAUCAAGUUCGAUGACGACUACGUUUCCCCGGUCGACACGGAUGCAAUUCUAAAGCUAUCUGGCGGGGGUGAUUGGCACUGUGCUUACGUACUGGUGUACGGGCCGAAGAUACUGGAACUACCAGCGGAUGACGAAAAGACUGCUACUGAUGCUGCCGGUGGAGAUGGCACCACUACGACUACGGACACAGCAUCAAGUGAGAAAAUGACUGUCGACUGAACCGUCUGCUUAUUCGUUUUGUUUGAACGGGAUGGAGUGGUUUCGCGUUUUGCUUUGCUCUAUAUCUGUGUAUAUCUGUCACGAUUGCGUAAUUGGAUUUAAUGACGAAAUAGCCACUCGAUAGAUAGCGUUGAAAGGUACACAUUUUUUCAAAUAAACAAAUGAACAACA
Molecule: messenger RNA, 1855 nt
Organism: Malaya genurostris
Lineage: Eukaryota; Metazoa; Arthropoda; Insecta; Diptera; Culicidae
Gene: Usp14
Product: ubiquitin carboxyl-terminal hydrolase 14
Exons: 8
Coding region: 143-1684 (513 amino acids)
Biological process (GO): regulation of proteasomal protein catabolic process; proteasome-mediated ubiquitin-dependent protein catabolic process; protein deubiquitination
Molecular function (GO): protein binding; cysteine-type deubiquitinase activity; proteasome binding
Source: RefSeq, a predicted model, not a curated record